This is a messenger RNA of Psylliodes chrysocephalus, 10427 nucleotides long. NCBI's taxonomy places the organism in Eukaryota, Metazoa, Arthropoda, Insecta, Coleoptera, Chrysomelidae. The record is from the annotation of a GenBank genome assembly.
CUCCCUCUGAAAAUCGAUAAACUCCCGACUCGACAGACAAUUCCAAUUCCAUAUGUGAAACUCACGAAUAUGUAACGCUAAAUUUGUGUUUUGCUUGUUUCUAAACUAGUACAAGAAUAAUAUAACACGAUGUUAGAAGGUGCUGUAGCUAGAGUGUUAAACCAACUAUUGGGUAAAUAUGUCGUCGAUUUGGAUACAGAAAAUCUCAACGUCGGCAUUUUCUCUGGACAGGUACAAUUGACAGAUCUAAAGUUAAAACCAGAGGCUUUGUAUGAAUUAAACCUUCCAAUCGAAGUAAGAGUAGGUACAAUCGGCAAAAUACGGCUCCAAAUCCCAUGGACGAGCCUAUGGAGCCAACCCAUCAUCAUCAACAUAGAAGACCUACAUAUAGUAGCCGGUCCUAUAGUUUCAAAAGAAAAAUUCGAUCCAGAGAAAAACAAACGACUCACGAGAGCAGCCAAGAAGAAAGCUUUAGCCGAUUUGGACGACAAGGAUAUUCUAGGUGGUCCUACGUCGUUUUCGGAGCAUCUGAUCACGAACAUUUUAAAUUACUUUCAAUUGAACAUUACUAAUAUUCAUAUCAGGUACGAGGAUAACUCUAGUUUGAAGGUUCCAAUAGCUGCAGGUUUGUGCAUUGGAUCGAUUACUGCAGAAUCCACUAACAGUAAAUGGAGGCCUAUAAAAUAUGACAGAAAUGCAGAAACUUGUUAUUACAUGGUGAAACUGGAAGCUUUCUCAUUCUAUUGGAAUACAGAAGCAACUUUAAAAACUUGGGAUCUUCCAUCUCAAUACUAUCAAUGGAGAAACACAAUGUCUGCCAGUCUUCAAAAUUAUGCUAUUAAUGAACAGGACUUUAAGUUUGUCGUGAACCCCAUGUCAUCGAAAAUAAAAAUGGUAAUCAACAAAUCACAAAACGGCCAAGUUUCCAAAAUCUACACCGACAUCGUAGUCCAAGACUGCAACAUAGAACUCUCCAAAGAACAGUACGACUCAAUUUUCGCCAUGGCGCUCAUCAUGGAAAGAAUGCUGAUUAGCUGGCAGUUUCUGCAGCACAGACCAGAGGAAAAAAUCGUAGACAAUCAAAAAAUUUGGUGGAGAUACGCCAGUUACGCUUUGCUGGAGCAGAGAGUGAAGCCGUACACUUGGAGCCGAAUCAGAAGGGUCAGGCAGCAUUACAAGGAGUACAUGGAGACUUACAAGCAAAUUUUGUUGAAUCCGAAUGAUACGGAGUUGAAGAUGGAUUUGCAAAAAUAUGAGGAUCAUUUGUCGGUUAUAAAUGUUGUUUUGGCGAGGCAGCAAGCAAGACUUACGGUUCAAGAAAGAAGCCUUAGUGAAAAAAGUUUCUGGUCUAUGUUACCUUCGCCAGAAAGGACACUAUUAUGUGAAAAAAUUGGGUAUUCCGAUAAUAAGGAAGAAGAAGAGAAUCAUAAAGAAACAAUAGAGCACACUUACAACUUUCGCUUAGGAAUACUCAGCGUAACUGUGUCAACCAAUUACAAAGAACUAGCCGUUCUAACCAUGACUCAAACUGUGUUCAGUCUUAAGCCAAAUUAUACGGAAAAAUCGUAUAGAGCCUCUUUAAAGAUAGAGGGCGUAAUCAUAGAGGGGACAAGUAACGAGGACCAUCUGAUGCCAAUCAUUUCUUCUGAACAUUUAAGCGAUAGUCCGGCUUAUUUUCUUAGAGUAGAAUUAGAUAAACUGCCGAAAAAUAAUGUUUGUAAAUAUAAAUUAAAUGUUAACAUGGAUUCUGUCGAAUGUAUAUACAAUAAGCCGUCUAUUGAAGAACUAGAAUCUUUUCUGACAACUGAGAAUAGUCCUACCAUGAGCUUGUUUAAUUAUCUAGUGGACAAACCUGCACAAAUGAUGCAACUUGUUAAAAAAAAAUUAUUAGACGGUUGGGAGAUAAAUCUGAACGUUAAAAUUCCGUAUGUUGUUAUCCCAGAAGUUAGUUCGUAUUUGAAUGCUGAUUAUUUAUUAGUAGUUGAUCUCGGAAGAUAUUCUGUACAAACCGAAUUGUGUCAAGAAGCCUAUACCGAUAACGCCACGCAGAUGGAAUUAGAGGAACAAUUGUACACUAAAGUGCACGUGAACUGCACUGAUUUUCAAAUUUUGUUCUGUGAUACCAGUGACAACUGGAAAGAUGCUAGGAAAGAAAAGUGCAGCGAGCUGCAUGUCAUUCCUAAAACUAGUUUUUCUUCUAUAUGUGCCCUUUCUGUAGCUAACUUGAAGACAAUACCAAGCCACAAGUUGAAUGUUACCUUUCCAAAUUUAAAAAUGAACAUUUCCGAAAGAAAGAUACUGCUCUUGUUAAAAUUUUUCAACAUCGAUCAAAUUAAAAUCAACAUAACUCAAGAAAAUUUGGAACCUAAAAUAUUCGUCAGAGAUAAAAUAAAGGGAAGGAUUACCAGUAGCUAUUUAAGAAAAGUUCAAAACAAGAUGAGAAUCCUGAGUACUUACACAAAAUAUAAGAGAUACAAGAUCGAUAACUACAGUACGGAUAAACUUAAAAAAGACAGAAGUAUAUCAAGAAAUUGCUAUGGAGACAUGAACGAGGCGUGGGCUCGAUGUGUGGAUUUGCCUGGUUUAGAAGAUAACAUAUCACCUAAUAACAAUAUAAAUAUUUUGUACGGUUUUAUUAUCAACGAGCUUUCAAUAACGUUCUCUCGAUCAAGUGACAGCACCGAUAGGCAAUAUUUGAUGUUACGCUUAGGAUUAUUCAGCAUGGAUGUGGCUUUAAUGACCUACGGUCCAGCGUAUCAAAUAACACUCAAUUCCAUUAUGAUAACUGAUAAAUUGCAUAACACACCCAGCGGACAGUAUUUGGACCUCGUGUUCAGUCCAGUUGCAAAUAACCAAGACGUUAUGACCAUAUUAUUCAGAAAAGUGAGUGCUAGUUGCCCAGACUUUUGGUCACAUUUUCACGGAGUGGAGACCUCAUUGGUAGCUAAUUUGGGAGUAAUUAAUACGUUACUUCAUCAGGAAGCCGUGCGCACAAUUUUUCAAUACUCAAAAUAUAUAAGCAAUAAGAUAAAAUCUCAAACAUCUCCUUUCUUGAAACAAACCUUAAUAACUAUAAUAAACAGUGUCAGAAACGUUCUUCAUGCCAAAACUGAGACUCCAGUGCCGCCUGGUUCAAUUAAAUUUUCCCAUUCGGCAAGAUUGAGUGAUCUCAUUGUUACAGUAUGCGAUUCUGACUUCGAUAUUGUUAAAAUUGAACUAUCUGGACUUGAGAUGGAUUUCCUGUUUAGAGCUAACGAAAGAUUUGUGUUCAGAUCAUUUUUGAGUAAUUUCACCGUAGAGCAUUUAUCUGACGUUACGUUGUAUUCUAAGGUUCUGUAUACAGAUGAAGACAAAGUAUUUGACAUAAAAUACGUAAGAAAUUCAACAAACCUUGGGUAUAAUAACGAUAUAUCUCCAAAUGUUGACGAAACUUUCAUUGAUGGUAGUUUCAAAUUUCAAUUAGGAAGAAUCCAUUGCACAUUCUUGUAUAAGCUGAUCGUACAACUUCAGCGAUUUGUGAUGAACCUGGAAGCAGUGCCAUUUUUAGAAAAACUCUUCGUAAAAUUUAACAAAAUGUUCAUCGAUAUUACCAAGACUUUAAAAAAUAACACGAAAAUAAAUUUGGCGAUUAACGUUAGCGGGCCUGUUUUUCUGUUUCCACAAAAAUCUUCAUCUCCAAAUGUUUUAGUAAUUGAUACAGGUCAACUUAAAGUUGAGAAUUUCUUCAAAGAUUACCCACAGGAAGUUACUGAAAACAUUCUAGUAAAACUAAAUGAUGUAAUGGCUUCUAGGGGAGUGAUGACAUUGACAUCCACUUUGGAAAUGCAGGAAACCCUCAUAGAACCAAUUAGUCUAAACAUGGACAUAAAGAGAUUUACCAACUCUAAACUCCCUCAAAGCAAUUGGGACAUCGACAGUAUCAUUGAUAGCAUUCAAAUAACUUUGGGUCAACGUGAUCUUACAACAAUUAUGUCUAUCUAUACUGAUAAUAUUGGAGAAGGGAAAAUUUUAGACUUAUUUCCUGCACAAAUAAAGUCGCCAACUGAUUUUCCGGGACCAGACGAAACUGUCAGAAAUCUGGAAGCGUUUUUCUGCGAACCCAAACAAAAAAACGUAGUUGCUAAAUGUACCAUAGAAGAAAUUAAAGUGAUAUUAUUUUUUGAUUCUGGCGAAUUGCUUAGUUCGCCAAUAAGAGAUUUAAAUCACGGUUUGUGUAAAUUUGAAAUUAUGGACAUUGAUAUGUCGUUUAUGGUGUAUAAUGAUAAAAGUUUAGAUGGUAAAUUAUCUGUGGAUACUAUGUAUAUAGAGGAAAUCGGACCAGAAGCUAAUGCUGUAGAUAAAAUCAUUUUGCAGUCUCCUGCUGACGACAAUAAGAACAACAAUUGCCACAUAACAGUCAACAAACCCCCAAUAGUUGACGUAACGUUCCACCAAAACAAAACGGGAGACAAAUCCGCAGACGUAAUUAUCGGCAAACUGAGCUUAAGUUUAUCCAUACCCUUUUCAGAAAAAUUAGCUCUAUUCUUAAUCGAGUGCCUUCCUAAAGAAAAUGUAGAAGUCGGUAUAGUUAACCCAGGCUACGAGGCGGAAGUAUAUCACACCGUAGCCAAUACAUCGUACCUAACCAGCCUUACCUUAUCUGUUAGAAUUAAUAAACCUGAGAUUAUAUUCCUUGUUGAAACCACUUCUAAUAAGAAGAGAUAUUUUAUUACUAAAAGCGAGAUUUUAAUAGAUUAUUCUAGGCACGCUAAUAGAUUGAAUUUAGUGAUGUCUUUAUCAGGCUUGCACAGCCUUUUCUACGAUUUAAACGAAUAUUCAGAAGAACCGUACGUCAUCCUGAAACAAUGCGACAUAGAACUAUGUAAAUCCUGUUCUUCUGAAUCUGGAGAGAAGAUCACAAUGGCGAUAUCUUCAAUUUACUUAAAAUUAUGCAGCGAAGUUGUUCAUUCUUUUAACGAUAUCUUAAAUGAUAUCGUAGAACACUUUAAAGUACCGGAAGUCGAAGUUCCGAAGGCAGAAAAAGUUGUGAAGACGGCCAAAACUCCAGAAGCUGAAGAUCUAUGGGAACCAAAAAAAUUAACCGACAUGGUUUCACCUUGUUCUAAUUAUGACGAUCUAAAAACUGAUAACACAAUUUUCGUCCACGAAAUUCUCUUGGUUCCCAAAUUCGAUGUUGUCGCUAUAUUCGAGUUAGAACAAGUUCAAGUGUUUUUAGUUAAAAUUACCGUUGAAUUAACUCUCUACGACUGGUCGUCUAUUCUUAAUUGUACUUGUGAAAUGACCCUACAAGCUAAUUAUUUUAAUGAAAAUAUUCAAAGCUGGGAACCCUUUAUUGAACCAAUAGUUAUAGAUGAACGUGAGUACAAACCUUGGGAGGUUAUAAUUAAAGUAUUCCAAGAUAAAUCGAUGCCCAUGAUGGAUGACGCUGAUCAGAAAAGUAAAGCUAAAUCUGUGACGAAAAGAGGACAUAGUAGGUCCGUGACUACAACAGAAGAUGAGGAUUCUGGUGAAGAUAUGAUGUAUUUGGAACCCUUAAAUCCGACUUACAAUGGAAGUAAUAGACGCGUGAAAACCAGUUUGUCAACUUUUCUCGAUGAUUCCGAUUCUGAAAACGAAGAUGGUGCUAUGGAAAGAUUGGCAGCUGCAAUUUCAGAUCUUUUCACAGGCGACUGGAACGAAAACGAAGACAGCGAGUGCGACCACUCCAGCGAAGGCGAAGACGACAUAGAAGAAUCGCAGAAACCGAAAGAAAAACGAAAUAUGGUUUUCAACAAAUCCUACUACGUACUUCUAGAUGCCAAAGAAAGUUUUAACGUGACGGUAACGCCGACGUUACUGCAAGUUCUGCACGAAUUAAUAACACAGUAUUCAAAUAAAAUAAUAUCAGUGAGGAAUAAUCGAAAGCUGAUAACGUUAAUGAACGACAUUGGACCUCAAUCAAAAAUUGAGCUGUUCGAGAAGAUAAGUUCCGAAGAAAGUAAAUUACUGUGUAUGAAAAAGUUUGAAAACGAAGAUUCUGUUCCUACCAGUCCUUCAAAAGGGAAUUAUUAUCUGCCUGAAUAUUUGGACAGCAAUUACGAUGACAGAGAUAGCUUUACUGAUGAAGGACGAGAAGACUUCGAUGUUACCUACGAUUUUGAAUCCUUGUCCAGUCUACAAUUUCCAGACGAAACUACUCCACAGCUAUACGAUAGAAUUAAUAAGAAUUUCAUGAAAAUAUUCGUUCCUAAUUUCUACCCAAUUCAAACCAAUUGUUCGAAAAGGAAUUGGGAAAAAUUAAUAAGACUAAACUCGAACAAUUCUGGCCAGAACUAUUAUUUAGCAGCGAAACAUAAUAUUGGAAAAAUUGGACGGAAAAUAGUUGUCAGUUCUCCCUUACAGAUAAAAAACGAGACUUGCUUUGCUCUAAGCGUGCUCUACCAACCAUCCAUCUUACAACAGUUAAAUUUAGAACCUCUUGGAGAUAUGACUAAUCCAUUUGAGACUACUAUGCGUAUUACUGUUAUUGAACCUCAAGAAGAGUACAAUGUCCCUCUACAUAUUGCGUACCAUUGCAAGCUUUUCAUUCAACCAGCUUAUGCAGAGGGUCACUACGCUUCUGAUUCCUGCAUAUGGUGGAAAGAUUUAGCAACUGAAAUGGAUAAUGCUCAUGAUUUACACUGCAAACCAAAAUCAGACUCAAAUGUAGAGAUAUUCUCGAUUCGUGUGAUGCUAAAACGCAAUAUAGAUAUCAAAAACAUUAAUCAUAGCACCAUACCAAAUUAUAUUAUACAUUUAUUACCGCCGUUACUAAUAACGAACUUCUUACCAUAUUCUUUGGAAGUUUUAAACGUCAGUUUGAAGCAAGUAAUAAAAGUGGAGCCUGGUGAAAAGAGCAGCGUUUAUUCUUUAGACUUUUCUAAAGAUCAAAAACUUUUGAUACGAUUGAAACACAAUUCGACCACUUGGACAGGAACUUUAAAUCUAACGCAGCAUUUAGAUGAAAAAAUUAUUCUACUUAGCACCGACAACAAGGAAUUCAGUAAUUUAGCUAUUAACGUUAAAAGUGAUAGGGAAGGAAGUUGCAAUCUAUUCUUUUACACGCCAUAUUGGAUUGCGAACAAAACUGGCUUGCCUCUGCAAAUUAAGGCAUCUGUAUCUAAUACAUUAUAUAAUUGCGUAAACGAAGACAUCUUGCUCUUUACCUAUAAAAGACAUGGAAAGCAAACUUUAAAUGUGAGAGUAUACGAUUCGAAUUGGUCAAAUGAAUUUGGGUUGGAAUGCGUAGGAACUACAGGGUUAAUUAUAUGCAAAGAUAUAGAAAGAAAAAAGAAGUAUAUGUUCUUUUUGAACACUAGAUUAUCAAGUAUUUGUCCAAGGCUUACGAAGAUUGUAACAAUUUUUCCUAGUUUCUUGGUUACUAAUAAUACGGACAAACCAUUAAGAUUCAUGGAACAUAACGAAAAGAGUGAUCUUUGGAUAGACUUGGCACCAUUUCAAACCAUGAUAUUCUGGCCGGAAACUUCCUCAAUGGAAAUGUAUGUUAAAUACAGAGACAGCAAAUUGAUUUCGCAUUCCUUUUUCAUUUCUAAUCAUCACAGGACUGUCUUAAGAGUCGAUAAAGGGGGUGCCAUUACAGUAGAAAUAACAGGUGGUAUAAACGAUUCUUUUAAAAUAACCUUCAACGAAUAUAAACCUGGUGAUGCUCCGGUUUUAGUGAAAAAUUACUGUGCAGAUUUGUUUCUAAAAAUCCAACAACAAGAUCUCAGUCCGGUAACUUUAUUGAACCCUUACCAUUCGCUGAUGUACACAUGGGAUGAUCCUACUAGACCACGUCGCUUAGUUUGGAACGUUUAUAAUAAUAAAGGAACUGGAUUUUCAGUGGACAUUACCAAAGAUGGAUAUGGCGAAGAAAAGAUUAGAAUCCACAGCGUGACGCCAAAUACAAGCUUGGUAGAGUCUUCUAGCAGUGACGACUCUGACAGCUCUGACACUACCCAGCACAAUCUAAAUAAAAAAAUCCACAAAGAUAAAAUAGUAAUCUACUGGUUGUGUUAUCGCGAAGGGCUGCAAAGAACUUUACUCUUAACCCAAGAUUUGAGGAUAUACAACUUGGGAAUGAAAUUAUUUUUGGAACGAUGUCAUUUAGAAGGUUUGGUGGCUCUAUCAGGUGUCGGUUUAUCCAUCUUUACGUCGGAAAAUGAUGCUAAAGAGCACGUUUAUGCGGCCAUUAGCGAUACCCCCGCUAUUUGGGAAGUCAACGUGGGUCAGAAAUGGAAAACUUUGACUUUAGAGCUAGCUUCGUGGGUGGAAGAUAAGUACCGGCUGCAUUAUAAAAAAUGUCAACUCAAAGAAUACGUACACAUCGAUUUCGAGAAAAUGUACAUGUUAAAACCGUUUUUCGCGGAAUUGAGAAGAAGUUACAGUCCUGCAGUUUACCUUCACUUUCGAAAAUCUCAUAACUAUCAGUAUUACAAUUUAAGACUGCAAUAUAUCCAAAUUGACAAUAAACAAACUAAUAACAUAGUUUUUCAUCCUAUACAUUCGCACGGGAUCAAAGAUUGUAGCCCGUUUGUGGACAUAGCUGUAUCAAAAACGUCUUCUAAAUCAGCCAGCGUUUACAGAUAUAUAAAGUUCAAUGUAGGAAAUUUCUUUUUGAACAUUGAAAACGAUUUGUUCUUGAAAGUGUAUAGUUUACUUAAGAAGACUAGGAAGUUUAAUGAUGACGAGCCUGGGUCUUAUGUCAAUGAAAUCAAGUUGAUACACAAGUCUAUAACGGCGACAAAUAAUGAAAUACCUCAAUGUGCUAUGUCUCUAAUAGAAUAUCUAUCGUUGACAAGUUUCGGAAUACAACUGAACAUUUCCAAUAAAACGCAAAUAAGUUUGGCAGGCAACAAAGGACCUUUUUGCAAAAUUUUAGAUUACCUCUUUCCUUAUAACAUGUCUCCUUAUAUGCCACUGGAAGGGGUUCAUCACAAAAUUUCAUCGAUUGAACACAUUGACGUAAAAGAUACGCUGUGGAAUUCUAUCUUGAAUUUAUUUGAGCAAAUUUUCACUCAAUUUUUACAACAAUAUUAUUCACAUGUACUCGGUUUGCAAGUAUUAGUAAAUACUUUUGCUAUCCAACCAGCUGUAGAGAUUGAAGAUACGGACUCUGACAAGAUAGCCAAUAUCCUGUUCUACGCCUCAAGAUGUCUAUUGGGCCACAUCAAUAUGUCCCCAGUGGCAGUUGAAGCGUGCGUAGUUGACAUUUUCAUUAACCAAAACAUCGAAAAUAUACAGAGGAUUCGUCGUCAUGGGUCCUAUCACAAAUCUGAAAUUGUACCGAAGACUAUUACUAUUUCCAGUCGCAAUUUUGCAACCGGUGUUCCAAAUGCAUUGAGCCAGUUAAUUGUUAUAAAUCAAAAUGGUUUAAAUUGCGAUGGCGAGAUGUUCUUUAGAACCACCGGCAAAGCAUUGCAGUCUUUGAUAACACGUCAUCCGGAUGAAAAAUCGGACAGCGUAGAAGUGGCCAGGGAGGCUUUAAGAAGGGCUUCUAUUCUAGGGGAACCAAUAAAGAUACAUCAAAGGCUAACAAGAUACAAAAACAAACAUUUGGGUCUCCGUCCGUUAUCUGUCCAUGACUCAAUGGGUCAACAUUUAAUGGAAAUCAUUGGAAAUUCAAGAUAUUUGAACGAUACUUAUUGGGCGCAUGCAGCACUGGACAAAAUUGGAAAAUCUAUAAUUAUUGUUUCUUUAGAGUAAGUAAUUUCCAUACUAGAUAAAAGUGAUUAACAUUUUUAAAUAGUUACCUGUGUCUAAAACUUUAAACAUAGAAAAGUCAACGUCAAUUCAGAUGAAAAGUAGAUUUGAGCGAAGACGUGAUUUUUCAAUCACACUUUGAAUCGUUACUGUGAUUAGUAAAAUUAAAUGAGGUUGUUUCCUCAAAAUCAUUAAUAAAUUAAACAUUGGUUAAUAUUUGUCUGGACAACAUAUAAAAAAUUAAACUAAUUAUAAGUAAUAGUAUUAAAAUUUGCCCAUUUGAAACUUUCACCGUAAAGUAGAGUUCAUUUAUGAAUUAGACAUGUCAUAAGAAUAAACAAAUGUCGACUAUGGGGUCCAUGGGAAAUAGAAUGGGUGGUAGAUUUGGACGACAUCAUUUCUAUGCCAAAAAUUAAUUGCACGGACUUAUUACUCAACAUGAGACAGAACGAUUCCACGUCGGGAAAACUCCAACAGAUCAAAAUCAUGGGCCAAAAAGAAAUGCUGAUUUGGCUGCACGAGAAAAUCGAACAGGCCAUUAUAGUAAGCAUGGAAGAAAAAUCUUGGGGACUCGCAGAAAAUUAACGUGAGAAAAAUGAAUUGAGGAAUUGACGUUUUUUUUAACAGAGAUAAAUAUAUGAUAAAGAAGAUAUACUAUACGUUAGAAUUUUGUGUAUAUUUUGAAUGAUUGUAAAAUAUUGUCAGAG